UUUUUCUAUGAAGGUUACGGUUGAUUUAGUUUUACCUUAAUGAUUCUUCGAAUUUGACCAAACCACCCAUACAUCGCUGGCCGCUGCACCCUUAAAUCGUUCAUACAAAAUACAUAUUAUGUCGCUCCGAAGAGUGUUGAUAGCAACAAAACCGCUGUCUAGAAAUAUCCACUGUAGUCGACCUCUUAAUAAUGAUCCUCGUUUAAAAGAACUAAAAAAAUGGCAAGAAUUUUUCCAAAGAGAGGAUGGUGUACCAGUAUACCUGAAACGUGGAAUGAGUGACCGUCUUCUGUUUGGUUUUAUUGUCAUUGGCACUGCUGCUUCACUCGGAAACUCUUUAAAAUUUCUUUAUGAAGAAGUCAUUAAACCAUGAAUAAUUUAUACUUAUAGAUUUAUAUAGCUUUGUAAUAC
Molecule: messenger RNA, 411 nt
Organism: Sipha flava (yellow sugarcane aphid)
Lineage: Eukaryota; Metazoa; Arthropoda; Insecta; Hemiptera; Aphididae
Exons: 2
Coding region: 119-373 (84 amino acids)
Biological process (GO): mitochondrial electron transport, cytochrome c to oxygen
Source: RefSeq, a predicted model, not a curated record